This is a messenger RNA of Penicillium coprophilum, 990 nucleotides long. RefSeq names its product Vanillyl-alcohol oxidase C-terminal subdomain 2. The record is from RefSeq and is a predicted model, not a curated record. Bases 1 to 990 code for a protein of 329 amino acids. Gene Ontology annotation, cellular component: mitochondrion. Gene Ontology annotation, biological process: lactate catabolic process. Lineage: Eukaryota; Fungi; Ascomycota; Eurotiomycetes; Eurotiales; Aspergillaceae. Gene Ontology annotation, molecular function: D-lactate dehydrogenase (NAD+) activity; D-lactate dehydrogenase (cytochrome) activity; FAD binding. The transcript has 3 exons.
AUGGUCGGAACGGGAUGCUCGGGAACUAAUGCCUACCGGUACGGAACAAUGCGUGAGUGGGUGCUGUCGCUCACUGUGGUCCUCGCCGAUGGCACCAUUAUCAAGACCCGGCAGCGACCGAGGAAGUCUAGUGCUGGCUAUGACCUGACCAAGCUCUUCAUUGGCAGCGAAGGCACUCUUGGCCUGGUAACGGAGGCGACCUUGAAGCUGACGGUCAAGCCUCAGAGCGAGAACGUUGCUGUCGCAAGCUUUGGCACUAUUCAGAAUGCCGCAGAGUGUGUGACCAAUGUGGUGGAGGCUGGUAUCCCUGUCGCUGGUGUUGAGAUUCUCGAUGAUAUCCAGAUGAAGUGCAUCAAUGCCAGCCAGUCUACCAGUCGCCAGUGGAAGGAGUCCCCCACCCUGUUUUUCAAGUUCACUGGCACCCCAAAUGCGGUCAAGGAGCAGAUUAGUAUGGUGCAGAAAAUUGUAUCUAGCACUUCGGGCACUACCUUCGAAUUUGCACGUGGCAAGGAUGAAAUGGGAGAACUCUGGAGUGCUCGCAAACAGGCGCUGUGGAGUGUCUUGGCGAUGAAGAGGAACCCAAAUGACCACGUCUGGACGACCGAUGUCGCGGUCCCGAUGAGCAAGUUGCCUGAUAUCAUGGAGGCAACUAAGGAAGAUAUGACUAAGAAUGGUUUGUUGGCUGGAAUCUGCGGCCAUGUUGGAGAUGGCAACUUCCACGCGAUCAUACUCUUCAGCGACAGUGAGAAGGAGGUAGCAGAGGGUGUAGUGCACCGCAUGGUCAAACGCGCCGUGGAGAUGGAGGGCACUGUCACCGGGGAGCACGGUGUUGGUCUCGUCAAGCGAGACUACCUCGAGCACGAGUUGGGUGAAAGUACAGUUGACGCAAUGCGCCGACUGAAAUUGGCUCUCGAUCCACUCCGCCUGCUCAACUGCGACAAGGUUAUUCGCACCGAACAACCGGCUCCUGGAGAGGUUAAGGAAUGGUAA